AGUAAACACUCAAACAACACAAGUUAAAAAGCCAGAGGAAAAAUGAAGUUCAAUAUUGUAUCACCAGUUGCACUGUCUUGUCUCUUUUUCUUGUUCCUAACAGGUACUUUAGCACAAAAUGCCGGUUCCAUUGUAACGCGGGAAUUGUUCGAACAAAUGCUGAGUUUUAGGAACAAUGACGCAUGUCCUGCCAAAGGAUUCUACACUUAUGAUGCAUUCAUAGCUGCAGCCAAUUCGUUUCCAGCUUUUGGUACUACUGGUGAUGAUACUGCCCGUAAGAAGGAAAUUGCUGCCUUUUUCGGUCAAACAUCUCAUGAAACUAAUGGUGGUAGUGCAGGAACAUUCACUGGAGGAUAUUGCUUUGUUAGGCAAAUAGAUCAGUCAGAUAGAUACUAUGGCAGAGGACCUAUCCAAUUGACACACCAAUCUAACUAUGAACGAGCUGGACAAGGUAUUGGUGUUGGACAAGACUUAGUGAACAACCCUGAUUUAGUUGCGACAGAUCCUAUAAUAUCAUUCAAAACAGCAAUAUGGUUCUGGAUGACAGCACAGGAUAAUAAACCAUCAUGCCACAACGUUAUCAUUGGACAAUGGACGCCAUCCCCUGCAGAUACGGCUGCUAAUAGAGUUCCAGGGUACGGUGUCAUUACCAACAUCAUUAACGGUGGACUUGAAUGUGGGAUGGGUCCGAAUACUGCAGUGGAAAGUCGAAUUGGAUUUUACAGGAGGUAUUGUGGUAUGCUGAAUGUUCCCACUGGUGAAAAUUUGGACUGUAACAAUCAAAAGAACUUCGCCCAGGGCUAAGCGUCUUUAUAUAUAUAGAGAACGCAAAUUAUGUUUAUGUAUUACGUUGUGAAGUCUAUAAGUUAUAUUUGGAUGUAAUCAAUAAGGGGAUUCUGUAUGCCCAUUUAGAAAAAUGGAAGUUGAUUUUCAGAAAUACUAAAGUUAUAUGAUUUUGAUCUUUUGUUAUAAA
Molecule: messenger RNA, 973 nt
Organism: Solanum pennellii
Lineage: Eukaryota; Viridiplantae; Streptophyta; Magnoliopsida; Solanales; Solanaceae
Product: acidic endochitinase pcht28
Exons: 3
Coding region: 43-804 (253 amino acids)
Biological process (GO): carbohydrate metabolic process; cell wall macromolecule catabolic process; chitin catabolic process
Molecular function (GO): chitinase activity
Source: RefSeq, a predicted model, not a curated record